This is a messenger RNA of Carassius carassius (crucian carp), 593 nucleotides long. Its product is annotated as suppressor APC domain-containing protein 1-like. The record is from RefSeq and is a predicted model, not a curated record. NCBI's taxonomy places the organism in Eukaryota, Metazoa, Chordata, Actinopteri, Cypriniformes, Cyprinidae. The transcript is spliced from 4 exons. The coding region runs from base 39 to 428 and encodes 129 amino acids.
UCCUGAAAUAUAAAGAUUUGCUUUCCUUAGCAACUCCAAUGUCAUCUUACACUGUGGUCAUGGUCCCUCUGAGGAAAAGUCCUACCAGUCUGGAUGCAUUGCGUUUCUUCCUCUGGGUGAAGAAGCUGAAGGACUUAGAGAGGGAAAGGGAUCUUCUUUGGAUGGGAUUGCAGGCUUUAGAGCAGGUGCGAGAGAAGUUAUGUUCCAACCUAGAUAAUGACAUGGAAAUGCAAGACAAAUUCAACGAUGGGGAGAUGAAAAAAGUGUUUCCAGACACCCCCACCCUACUGUUGGCUCAGAUUCACAGAGUGAACAGGACCUUGAGGAAACUAUUGUGUGACUCCAGGAAUCCCACUAUUCCUGCAACAGAAGGUACUGAAGGACACCAGCCCUCUCCUGCCUGUUCAGAAGAAAGUGCUCGGUUUUGAUGUUCUGUAAUGCAUUUUCCUGUAUUUUCUGCUUACAGAAUGUAUUCUGAGUGGAUUGAAAUAUUCAUUUUAUGUGCAAUAAAAGAAACUUCCCAAAACGAAUGGUAUACUACUAGCAGCAGAAUGCUUUAAAUGUUUUAUUCAAGAAUUCAAUGCACUUGACUU